Molecule: messenger RNA, 3737 nt
Organism: Arachis stenosperma
Lineage: Eukaryota; Viridiplantae; Streptophyta; Magnoliopsida; Fabales; Fabaceae
Product: DNA polymerase I A, chloroplastic/mitochondrial-like
Exons: 12
Coding region: 87-3347 (1086 amino acids)
Biological process (GO): DNA-templated DNA replication; double-strand break repair
Molecular function (GO): 3'-5' exonuclease activity; DNA binding; DNA-directed DNA polymerase activity
Source: RefSeq, a predicted model, not a curated record
GUUUAGCUGCUUCUUUGGCUCCCAAUAUCUCUGCUUUUGAGGGGAGAAUAGAAUUCUAGUCACUGAGGAAGGAGGGAAUAGCAGCCAUGGAAGUUCCGUUAAGACCAUAUUGCCCCUCAUGCUUUUCACUCUCACACUCUUCUUCUUCCACCUUCCCUUACCGUCUUGCUCUGUCUUCAUGGUCCUUUUCAGCUCCUUCAGACUCUCCUCACAGAAGAAGAAUCCAUUCAGUCCAGGCUACCAACAGUGGACACCCGGAUAGCAUUGUUCGCAGUAAUUAUCUGCGGUUUAGAGAAGGUUCAUGGUGUCUGCAGAGGAUGUCCGUGAGAUUAAAUAAAUACAAUGACAUGAGGUUCAGACGAAAUGCCUCACAUAAGGUUCCGGUUUGCAUUUCGCUAGUGAAAUUUUCAAAUGCAUCAACUGGCAUUCUGGAGGAAAUGACAAAGGAGGGAGAGCUGAAUUCUUUGCAUCCCAAUGAUACACAAGUUAGUAUGGUGGAUUCAGUUCCCUGCAAUCUUGGAUUAUCCGUGAUGACUGGUGAAAGAAAAUUGUCGGGGGGUGAUUAUAGAGGCUGGGCUAAUGCAAGAUAUAAGUUGACUGAAAGUAAAAAGGAAACAAACAGUAUGAAGAAGUAUGAGAGGAAACUUGGUAGUUCUUACCCAUCUAAUAGAUUACCUCCCAAUGGUCAGGGACAAGUGGUUUCUAGGAAUGUGGAUAGCAGUCUUGUACUACAAGAACAUAAUGACCAUGUCUUAACAUCAGUUAAGCAUUCCGGAUUAAAAAAUUCAAACGUGUGUACAGAUUCUGAAACGGUUGUCCGUCAGUUAAAUGGAUAUACACAGGAGAUCAGAAAAGAAAAAAUUAGCAAAGUUAAUGGUGAAAACGUUUUGGAUACAAAUGUAAAGGAUUCAACUAAGGCAACACGCCCUAGCCAGGCACGUGGUUCUGACCAAUCAAAACUUCGGGACAAGCUCUGUAGUAUCUAUGAAGAUGUUCUGAUUGUUGACAGUAUUCCUCUUGCAGAGGAAGUGGCUAAGAUGCUCACAGUAAAGUAUCGGCAUCUUAUUCAUGCUUGUGAUACUGAGGUAGCCAAGAUAGAUGUCAAAGAUGAAACUCCUGUGGAUCAUGGGGAGAUAAUAUGCUUCAGUAUUUAUUCUGGUCCAGAAGCUGAUUUUGGUGGUGGAAAGUCUUGUAUCUGGGUAGAUGUUCUUGAUGGUGGGGGCCAAGAAAUUUUAGAUAAAUUUGCUGAAUUUUUUAGUGAUUCAUCCAUUAAGAAGGUCUGGCAUAAUUAUAGCUUUGAUUGUCAUAUUAUAGAGAACUAUGGAUUUAAAGUGUCUGGUUUUCAUGCCGAUACGAUGCACAUGGCGCGCCUAUGGGAUUCAUCAAGACGCUUGGAUGGGGGCUAUUCUCUUGAAGGACUUACAGGUGACAAAAGGGUCAUGUGUGCAGCUCAGCUGAAUCAUGACAAGGAUCUACUUGGUAAGGUUUCAAUGAAAACUAUAUUUGGCAAGAAAAAGGUGAAAAAAGACGGAUCCGAGGGUAAAACAAUUACUAUUGCUCCUGUUGAAGAGCUACAAAGAGAUGAGCGUAUACCUUGGAUAUGUUAUUCUGCCUUAGAUGCUAGAAGUACUCUGAACCUUUAUGAGAGCUUGAAGAGCCACUUGUCAGCCAUGCCUUGGAAACUUGAUGGUGUACUAGUUUCUGGAAGAACGAUGUAUGAUUUCUAUAAUGAAUUUUGGAGGCCAUUUGGUGAGCUUCUAGUCACAAUGGAAUCUGAGGGAAUGCUAGUUGAUCGAGCAUAUCUUGCUGACAUAGAAAAAGUGGCCAUAGCAGAGCAAGAUAUAGCUGCUAAUAGAUUCAGGAAAUGGGCAUGUAAGUAUUGUCCUGAUGCCAAGUACAUGAAUGUGGGAAGCGACCUACAGUUGCGCCAGCUGCUUUUUGGUGGCAUUGCAAACAGAAAAGACCCCAAUGAGGUACUUCCAACUGAGCGGAUAUUCAAAAUUCCCAAUGUUGAUAAAGUGAUUGAAGAGGGCAAGAAGGCUCCCACAAAAUUUCGUGAUAUAAAGCUGACAAGCCUCGGGUAUAAGCUGGAGACUGACAUGUACACAGCAAGUGGUUGGCCCUCAGUUAGCGGAGAUGCCUUAAGGGCCCUGGCUGGAAAGAUUUCUGCUGAAUAUGACUUUGUUGACGAGAAUUGUGACUUGGAUCUCAGUGAACAUGAAAUUCCUGAAAUUCCUUCUCAAAGUCAAACUGCAUCUGCACAAAUAGAUAAAUCUGCAUAUGGAACAGCCUUUGCAGCUUUUCCAACAGAAGAAGAAGGGAGAGAAGCUUGCCAUGCAAUUGCUGCUUUAUGUGAAGUCUGUUCAAUCAAUUCUUUGAUUUCCAAUUUCAUCCUUCCCCUGCAGGGACAUAAUAUAUCGGGAAAGGAUAACCGUAUUCAUUGCUCCUUAAAUAUCAACACAGAGACGGGACGUUUAUCAGCAAGAAGGCCAAACCUGCAGAAUCAACCUGCUUUGGAAAAAGACCGGUACAAAAUCCGUAAAGCAUUCGUAGCUACUCCUGGAAAUUCUCUUAUAGUUGCUGAUUACGGACAGCUGGAACUUAGGAUACUGGCACAUCUUGCCAACUGUAAGAGCAUGUUAGAUGCUUUCAAAGCUGGCGGAGAUUUCCAUUCAAGGACGGCGAUGAAUAUGUAUCCAUAUAUUCGUGAAGCCGUUGACAAAAAGGAAGUGCUUCUUGAGUGGCAUCCUCAGCCCGGCGAAGAGAAACCCCCAGUUCCCCUACUGAAGGAUGCAUUUGGUUCGGAAAGAAGAAAAGCGAAAAUGCUUAACUUCUCAAUUGCUUAUGGAAAGACUCCAGUGGGGCUUUCAAAGGAUUGGAAGGUUUCCGUGAAAGAAGCUAAGAAGACAGUUGACCUUUGGUACAAUGAUAGAAAAGAAGUUUUGAAAUGGCAAGAGGAGCGCAAGAAAGAAGCUCAUCAGUUCCAUUGUGUUCACACUUUGCUGGGCCGAGCCCGGCGGUUUCCAUUGAUGGAGCAAGCCAACAAGUAUCAGAAAGGUCACAUUGAACGAGCUGCUAUUAAUACUCCAGUGCAGGGUAGUGCUGCAGAUGUUGCCAUGUGUGCCAUGUUGGAGAUUUCCAAUAAUAAACAGUUGAAGGAGCUCGGAUGGAAGUUACUACUUCAGGUUCAUGAUGAAGUGAUAUUGGAAGGGCCAAGUGAGUCAGCUGAGGUAGCAAAGGCCAUAGUUGUAGAAUGCAUGGCCAAACCCUUCCAUGGAAAAAACAUUCUAAAAGUCGACCUCUCCGUUGAUGCCAAGUGUGCUCAAAACUGGUACUCUGCCAAAUAGAACAUUCCAUUAUACAGCAUGAAGUCCAUGUCUCUAUUUGGUAAAUUAGUGAUUUUGUUUGAAAGGCAAAAAUAAUGCCUCAAAUAGUAUUAUUAUUUUCCUUCUUUGAUUUCUAUAGAGGUUUGGGGUUGUUUCAAGUGUCAUGUUAUGGUGAUGCCAAAGCAUAACACAUUUAACUUCCAAGAUGGAAGCAAAAGGCCAAAAUCAAUGGUCUCGGCAUUUGACUGCUUUAGUUGGCAGUUUUUUUUUUUCACUAUUUUGAAUCACACCUAAUUGUCAUGCCUUGCAUCAUGAACCAGUAUAGCCAUUUUGCAUGAUGCAAGCAUUAUGUGAUGUAUAUAAAAUUGGUGGAAAAUUAAAGUUUCUAUUAUUCUGUUUCUCUUAAUUAGG